ACACUCUGUUGAUUGCUGCUGUAGAAUCAAAAAGAGAUGGGUAGAAAAUCGUCCUUACCGAAGGGUAAAGAUAAAGUCAUCGACGGCAACGUCUCGUCGGCCGGAAAAAGAAAGCGCGACGGUUACGAUGAGGAUAAAACCGGUGACCGGAAAAGGAAGGGUGUACUUCAGUUCGUUGACGACGCUGCUUACGAGGUCGACGACGACUUCGAUUUCACCGACGACUCCGAUUUCUUCGACGAAGAUUUUCUUGAGGAAUUUAGAAGUAAUGUUGAAAUCAAGAAUGAGCCUGUGAGAACACCCCAACCCCCGGUGAUCAAAGAGGAGGAAUUGGAUGGAGAAGAGCUGGAGAAGAUGUUAAGGGAGCGUUACAGGCCAGGUUCUAGCUUUGUUACCUAUGCAGAAGAUAGUGAUGAGAAGAAGAGACUAUUUGAGCAGGACACACUUGUGCCUUCUCUCAAGGAUCCAACUAUAUGGAAAGUUAAAUGCACGGUUGGAAGAGAAAGGCACUCAACUUUCUGUCUUAUGCAGAAGUACAUAGACUUGCUUGCUCUAGGAACAAAGCUGCAGAUAAUUUCCGCUUUUUCACUUGAUCAUGUAAAGGGAUAUAUUUAUAUUGAGGCUGACAAACAAUCUGAUGUCUACGAGGCGUGUAAAGGCCUUUGUAGUAUAUAUUCAAGUAGAGUGGCACCUGUUCCAAAGAAUGAAGUUUCUCAUUUGAUUGCUGUGCGGAGCAAGUCUUCUGGGAUUUCUGAGGGUAUGUGGGCACGUGUCAAAAGUGGAAUAUACAAGGGCGAUCUGGCGCAGGUUGUGGCAGUGAAUGAUUCACGGAAGAAAGUGACUGUGAAGCUGAUUCCAAGAAUAGACUUACAAGCCAUUGCCGACAAAUUUGGUGGAGGAGUUGCUGCAAAGAAGGGAGUUAUCGCAGCACCAAGACUAAUUAGCUCUACAGAGCUUGAAGACUUUCGGCCCCUCAUACAAUACCGGAAGGAUCGGGAUACAAACCUAAUGUUUGAAAUUCUCGACGGAAAGAUGCUGAAGGAUGGUUAUUUAUACAAAAAAGUGGGCACUGAUUCAUUGAGCUAUUGGGGUGUAAUGCCUACUGAAGCUGAACUCCUGAAGUUUGAACCUUCCAAAAGUGAUGGACCCCAGGAUGUAGAGUGGCUUACCCAGUUAUACGGUGACCGGAAGAAAAAGAGAAUCAUAAAUGAUUUCAAGGUUGGUCAGAAAGGAGGUGAGAAAGGAGAGGGUUCUUCAAGCUCUAGCAUGGAAAACAAUUUUGAAGUAGAUGAUCUUGUAUUUUUUGGUAGGAAUGAUUUUGGCAUUAUUAUUGGCAAGGAGAAAGAUGAUAGCUUUAAGAUCAUGAAAGAUGGUUCAGAGAGACCUGUGGUAGUGAGCAUUCAACUGCGUGAGUUGAAGCGUGCAUCUUUUGAUAGGAAGCUAUUCACCGUGAAAGAUCAGCUAACCAAUACCAUCUCAGUUGGUGAUAUGGUUAGAGUUUUGGAUGGUCCCUUGAAGGAUAGACAAGGAAUUGUUAAGCAGAUCUAUAAAGGAGUCGUCUUUCUAUAUGACCAAAGUGAGCAGGAUAAUAGUGGUUAUCUCUGUGUCAAAGGUCAGAUGUGUGAAAAAAUUACACGCAGUGAUGGUAUAUCGAAUGAGAAGGGUAGUGAGCCUGGUCCCUCAGGUUUUGCAGAUUUCUCAUCAUCCCCUAAAUCCCCUCUUUCGCCUGAGAAAUCUUGGAGAGCGAAGGAUGAUAACUGCAGCUUCAAGCGCGAUGAUAAAGAUGGAAUGUUUUCUGUUGGUCAGUCUCUAAGAAUCCGAGUGGGGCCUUUGAAGGGAUAUCUUUGUCGUGUAGUAGCCAUUCGACGUUCUGAUGUUACAGUAAAGCUUGAUUCCCGGCAAAAAAUUCUUACAGUUAAAUCUGAACACCUGGCGGAAGUUCAUGGAAAGAGUUCUGUCGCGUCUCUUGGGGUCGAUGCUGAUUCUGCAAAACCUUUUGACCUGCUUGGAACACAGGAUGGUUCUCAAGAUUGGAUGGUUCAGGGGGCCACAGAAACUGAGGGUAACACCGAGAAUGCAGGAGCAUCAUCCUCUGCUGAAAGGAGUUCUUGGCCUGCUGUUGCUGGCUCGGGGCAAGAUGAUGGCUGGACAAAACCUGAUGGUUGGGCAAAAGGUACUUCUACUGCUGGCGCUACUAGUGCUGUGUCUGACGGCUGGGGCAAAAAGGUUGAAUCACAUCAAGAGAGCACCGAGAAGGUUAUGGAUGAUCCCUGGGGAUCUGUGCAAAAACAAGAGAAAAAUGAUGACUCGGGCAAAACCUCAUGGAGCAAGCAGGAUGCUGGAUCUUCUUGGGGUAAGCAAUCUGAUGCAGAUCCAGAGACUGACUGGAAAAAGCGAGAUGGUGGAGCGAACAAGACAGAUAGAAAAACCUCUUGGAGCCAGCAGGAUGCUGGAAGUGAUGGUGGAUCCUCUUGGGGUGCGCAAGUGGGAGUAUCUUCUUGGGGUAAGCAAGCUGAUGCAAAUGCAGAGACUGGCUGGAAAAAGCAAGAUGGUGUAUCAAAUAAGACGGAUAGCAAAACCUCGUGGAGCCAGCAGGGUGCUGGUUCUUCUUGGAAGAAAAGUGAUGGUGAAGGUGGAUCCUCUUGGACUAAACAAUCUGAUGCCUCUGCAGAGACUGACUGGAAAAAGAAAAAUGAUGGAUCUGGCUGGAAAAAGCCAGAUAGCAAUGCUUCGUGGAGCCAGCAAGAUGCUGGGUUUUCUUCGAAGAAGAGUGAAGGUGAAGGUGGAUCUUGGAGUAAGCAAUCUGAUGCAAAGGCAGAGAAUGACUGGAAAAAGCAAGAUGGUGGAUCUAGUAGCUGGGGUGGUGGUACAGAC
Messenger RNA from Nicotiana tabacum (common tobacco), 2874 nucleotides. RefSeq lists its product as uncharacterized. NCBI's taxonomy places the organism in Eukaryota, Viridiplantae, Streptophyta, Magnoliopsida, Solanales, Solanaceae. The record is from RefSeq and is a predicted model, not a curated record. Gene Ontology annotation, cellular component: DSIF complex. Gene Ontology annotation, molecular function: mRNA binding. Gene Ontology annotation, biological process: regulation of transcription by RNA polymerase II; transcription elongation-coupled chromatin remodeling; regulation of DNA-templated transcription elongation.